GCCAAACUUAAUUCUACACCCAUUAAAGAUGAAGAAGAGUUGAAGAGACUGGCGUUGGAGACACUCGCUCACCGUAAUUAUUUACGGCUCAGAAGUGACUCAUCCAUUCUAAAAAUUUACAGAAAAUUCCAGGAAUGGAAGUCUAUGAUCAAUUUUGAGUUUUCUCAACUCCACCCUGAGCAAAGCGAUAACUUCUUAAAAUCUUGGCCGACCUGGGUAGACAAAAUAUUACAAAGGGCCGGCAGUAUCAAAAAGUCUCCUGCGCUUAUAAGAUUUCUUGCACAGGGCUGUGGGGAAUGGGAUUUUUCAAUUGGUGCGCUGUUUACAUUACUCCAUUUGAUUCCGCCAACAGCACAAGGACAAGGGAAGGCAAAUCAUUGUACUUUGGAUGGUGCAAAAACAAAAUUAAUUAAUUUCUUCAAGGCCGGGACUCCAUUGCAAUCUAUCUUGGAUACUUGGAAAGCCGAAUUGAAGCAGCCAAAUCUAGUUUGUUUAGGAGUUGAUAAGAAAAAUUUGUCAAGCUUUUUCAUCGCAUGUGACGGUCAGCUGCUUCCAAUUGCAUCCAAAAAUUCCACCGAAGCUAUUGACAUUCUCUUCAAAAGCCAUUAUGUAUUUGGGACGGAGUACGACAUCAGUUUAAGGGGGCUAUGGAAAUUUAUUCAAGUUUACAUUUAUGGAUUGGAGACGGAUGCCGAAAAUCUGCCUCGUAAUGUGAAACAGGUUUUUAACCAGCUUAAUUAAGAGUACAUAUUUCAAAAUGUUCAAUUGCACCUUAUGCAGUAAAUUGAUGUUAGAUAGUGCUAGUUUAAUUAAGCACGUUAAGUACAUACAUAAUUUUAGUCAUGUAUGCUUUAAAGAGGUAAUAUGUCCGUUUAGUAAUUGUUUGACUAAAAUUAAUUCCUGGAGUUAUUUUUUAAGGCAUACAAAAUCUCAUGACGUUAAAUCUGUCGAUACAAUUACUCCAAAUAUACAACCAAACAACGGAGAUAAUAUAGAAAUAAUUAGUCCAAACAAUUUUGAUGAUUUUGAUUUUGCAAGUAAUGCUUCAAAUGAAAUAUCCGUAGAUUUAGGAAUUAAGGUGAUGACAGUAUCAUUAACCAAUUUUUGUUUCACUUUACUUGCAACUGGUGUCAGCAACUCCACAUUAGAUUUUAUAGUUAAAGAGUUGAAAUAUUCAAUGAAUGAUAUUUUUAAUUUGAUUCUUAAAAUUGGCGACAGUGCAAUUCCAUCAAAUAAUUUCGAGUCAUUUCAAAUACAAAUAUUUAGCUUACUUCAAGCAUUUGAUAAGGUCAAAUCAGCUUAUCAAAGGCAAAAGCUUUUUAAAGAAAACGAUCAUUUUGUUAUGCCGAAAGAGUUGACUUUAGGAAAUAGAGUUGAGCUUAGAAGUCACAAUACAAAACGACUGCAAGUUAUAGCUGAAGAC
Messenger RNA from Folsomia candida, 1423 nucleotides. RefSeq lists its product as uncharacterized. The transcript is spliced from 4 exons. Lineage: Eukaryota; Metazoa; Arthropoda; Collembola; Entomobryomorpha; Isotomidae. Bases 145 to 741 code for a protein of 198 amino acids. The record is from RefSeq and is a predicted model, not a curated record.